Messenger RNA from Gloeophyllum trabeum ATCC 11539, 177 nucleotides. RefSeq lists its product as uncharacterized. The transcript has a single exon. The record is from RefSeq and is a predicted model, not a curated record. Lineage: Eukaryota; Fungi; Basidiomycota; Agaricomycetes; Gloeophyllales; Gloeophyllaceae. The annotation marks the transcript as partial.
GGAGUUCUGCAUCUCCACGUCCAACCAUACGCGUACGAUGCGGCAUCAUUCAAUAAUUUCAUAGCGGGGUUGUUAGAGAAUAUGAACCCAUUCCCGGGCAAGAAUUCAGUUAUCGUUAUGGAUAACCACAGUAUCCACAAAUCCAAUGAACUGCGGGAAAUGGUCGAAGCAAAGUGA